AAAAAUUCGUGUUCCAAAGUGUACCCAAAAUAAAGCCGGCCCACUAUUCACUGCAGAAAAGAGAACCACAGCCCAGAGUUGGAGCAUUAUGAGAACACAUAUUUAAAGAAUCGGUGGAACAUUUCUAGGGUUCUCUCUAGACGAUUCACAGAGGCGAUUCACAGUGUACCCUUUUGUGUCUGAAGCUUUCCGAGACCUAGGGUUGAAAUCGACACCAUUGAACGAAAUACAAAGCUUCCCGAGAUUGUCUUGUUCUCACCGAUCUGAAGAGAAACUUCCCGUGUGACCUCUGCGUUUUCCGGCGAACCCAAGCUUCGCCGCUGCUCUCUGCACUCUCGGAUUCACAGGCGAUUCUCGGUCUAUUUACGUUCAUCGUCGACACCAAAUGGAUAUCAAUGCUGACAAUGUGGUGGGAGAAGAAAUAGAGGACCUUAUAGGCAAUACCGAUGAUGGAAAACUAGUAUGGGAUGAUUCUCAUAUUGAAGCUUUCAUCAUCUGUAUGGAGGAAGAAGUGAAGGCUGGUAAUCGGAAUAACGCAACUUUUAGUCCAAAUGGUUGGAAGAAUAUACGAAAAGGCAUGAUGGUCCGUACAGGCAGGAACUAUGUACCGAAACAACUUAAGAGCAAAUUCAACCACAUGAGGGUAGACUACAAAGCCUUUGUGAGUUUGUUAGGAGAAACAGGCGUGGGAUACAAUGCUGAGACGGGCAUGAUUAUAGUUGAAAAUGAAAGAUGGACUAGAUUGAUCAAGGUGAAUGCCCAAUAUGAUAAGUAUCGAAAGAAGCCAUGCAAUCAUUUUGACAAGCUCUCCACCAUAUUUGGAGGCACAUACGCUACAGGGGCCUUCAUCUUUGCAACUUCUUUUCCAUCACUGAUCGCCCGUUGUUCAAGUGAACUAGUACAUGUUUUGAUUGUAAUGCUAAGAAGCCUAAGACUGUGAUUAUGGAAAAUGAAGUUCAACGGUCCAUAUCUUUACGGGCAAAUCGUAGGACAGACCGUUGUUUUCAACAACAACAAACUAAAGAUCCUGAAGGUAGUUUCUUUUCUCCUGUGAGGUUUUCUCAAGAUUAUCCAAUAAAGCUUGUUUGGAAAAGGGGAUUUAUUCGUUUGGUUCUUGUCGGUGGCAUUAUAUGGAUGUUACUCAUUCUCAGUGUACUAUUAUUUCAUGUUUGGUCUUGCCAAUCUUCACUGACUUUCCUUUCAGCUAUUUGUAACAAAGAUAGCAAGGUAAUUGAUGUGUUAAACAACAUGGGAUUUGGACUAAAACCACCACAUCGCUGUCCUAUUCCCGUUGCCGAUGACCCAGACAAAGUAGCUAUUCCGAAGAGAAGAUCGCUGGACAAAAUUGUUAAAACUUUAUCGUAUGCUAUGGAGGAUGAGCUAGCAACUAAUGGAUCUCAGUCAUCUCCACUAUUUGGAGGGCAUCAAAGCUGGUCGCAGAGAGAUGAUAGUUUUAAACUUAAGUCGGCGAUGAUGGUGCACUGUGGUUUUAUGCGAAAUGGUGGUGCAGAAAUGGCUCCAAAAGACAUUGAAUAUGCCAAGAAGUGUAGAUUUGUGGUUGCAUCAGGCAUUUUUGAUGGAUAUGAUACACCUCAUCAGCCAUUGGAUUUAAGCCCCCGUUCUAAAAAGCUUUUUUGCUUUCUUAUGGUGGUGGAUGAAAGUUCUCUUGACUUCAUAAGUAAGAAUGUUACUGUCAGGCAGGACCGUGAUGGGGGACAAUGGGUGGGCAUUUGGCGGCUUAUUCUUCUGAAGUAUCCACCGUAUGAUGAACCCAGAAGAAACGGAAAGGUUCCAAAGAUAUUAACCCACAGGUUAUUUCCUCAAGCACAGUACAGCAUCUGGAUUGAUGGUAAAAUGGAGCUUAUAGUUGAUCCAUUGCUUAUUCUGGAAAGGUAUUUAUGGCGUGGAAAGCACACAUUUGCCAUUGCUCAGCACAAGCACCAUCGGAAUAUCUAUGAGGAGGCUGAUGCAAAUAAACGGAGGAAGCGAUAUGCUCGACCUCUUAUUGAUCUUCACAUGAAAAUAUACCGUUAUGAAGGACUGGAACCAUGGAGUCCAAAGAAAAAAACCAUCAGUGAUGUUCCAGAAGGAGCCAUCAUCAUACGUGAGCAUACAGCGAUGAAUAAUUUGUUUAGUUGCUUGUGGUUCAAUGAGGUCGACCUCUUCACACCAAGAGAUCAGCUGAGCUUUGGAUAUGUUGUGUACAGGUUAGGAGGUGCGUUCAAAUUCUUUAUGUUUGAUAACUGCGAGUAUAACUCGCUGUUUGUGUUGCACCCACAUACACGCGAGCACUCUUCUGUUAUAGAGUGGGUGAAAGAUUUAAAUGAGUUCAAGAACAAUAGUACUUUGAAAGAGAGUAGGGGAGGAUUAGGCUUGUGGACUCCUUAUCCUGGAAAUCUUAAUUCAGUUGCUUUACCACCUGUAUCAAGAACAUCAAAAGCAGGAUGAGUUUUUCUUUACUCCAAAUUUUUUUUGGUGUCAAUUUCGGAAUUUUUUUUUGUUGUCGGAAAAUUUAUACAUUUUUCCUUGUUUCAAGGGGAAAAUCAUUAAGGCCUUGUAGAAAGUCUUUGUUCAAUAUUUUGAAGAAGUUGAAGUAGGUUAUGCAUAAUUGCAACUGUAUGUUCCUGCUUACCAUCUUCUCUAAUUGUUGGUUUAGAACUUUUCAUAAUGUGUUUGGAUGUAAUACAUACAAAUAAAUGUAGACACGUGUAUAUGUUUAUGCAUGGAACGUAUUUAACUUCAUAUAA
Cornus florida is the source of this 2747-nucleotide messenger RNA. Its product is annotated as probable hexosyltransferase MUCI70. The record is from RefSeq and is a predicted model, not a curated record. Bases 943 to 2448 code for a protein of 501 amino acids. The transcript is spliced from 12 exons. Lineage: Eukaryota; Viridiplantae; Streptophyta; Magnoliopsida; Cornales; Cornaceae.